AUGGAGGAACUUAGUGCAAGUAGUCUCCCGGCGCACACCACUUCGAAGCGAUCCAAAUCCUCAAACCCUCUGCGAACAGAUUCACAACGAGUUCAGCGUAGUUCUCGAACUUUAUCUGUUUCCCCUCCAUCUGCCAGCGCUUCAGCAACUUUUGGUCUGCGCUCACGUCCUGGAUUGGGUUCGCGAACGUCCUCGGCACCAUUUGUCCCUCUUAGUAGCGGCAGUGGCAGCGGUAGUAUAGAUCCGAGAUUUUCGACUACAAUAGAGGACGACUCACAAGAAGGAUUGGACCGGCACGCGCGAAGUUAUCGGGAUUCUAUUGCAUCUAUUAAAGACGAUCCCUUCUUUAGGAAUUAUCAAUCACCACACUCUGUCUCUUUAGCACGAGAAUUAAGGUCUGCGAAAUACUCUGAGCGUUCGCACGAUGACGACGUAUUCAAGGAUCCACCGCCGAGAUCCAACAAAAGACCUUCCGUAGAAAACUCAGUCAGCGUACCCCCCCAAUCUAGAAGCGGAAUGUCAGACAUAAAUAUUGCAGUGAUUGGGAGUAAUGGCGUGGGGAAGAGCACUUUGAUACAGCGAGCAUUGGGUUUACGAUCGUUACCAACCUCCGUUGCAUCGAGUCUUCGCAUGUCCGUUGAUGAGGUUGGAUACAUAGUCAGUCUAUUCGAGCUGGACCUAGAGUCGUUUGAUAUAAUACCCGAUCGUCGAAUACAAUGGCCAAAACAAAUGAAUGGACACAUUGUCCCACGAAUGGACGGUGCACUAUUGCUAUACGAUGUCAUGAAUCGAGAGAGUAUUGCGGAAUUGCCCCAGACUUUAAAUGCAUUGGUGAACUCGGCUCUUCCUACUAUCCUCGUCUCAUGUAAAUGCGAUAACCCUGAGCAUACUCGUCAACUUAAUGUUGAUAGUCUCGAAAUUGCAUGCAUGUCAUGUGUAGAAACUGUCAAAACUGCAGCAAAUGUGCCCGAAAGUGCAAGACUUUGUCUUUCUUCUAUGCUUCGAGCUGUUAUGGCAGAUCGAAGCAACAAUAGUAAUAAAGACAUUCCUUCAAUACAGCCCCAAGGUACACGUCGUCGAGCAACCUCCUCUGCGAAUCUCGAGAAGAUAUCUGAACCCACGGUUCCUCGACCUUUGAGUCAGCAAUCCAAGCAUAGUCGUGCUAGCUCGGAAUUUUCUAUAGGCCGAACUCUUCCUGCCCCUGCCCCACCACUGGCUGGUCGACCUAACGGCCGAACAAAUUUAUCGCAUCAAAUCAUGAUUCCAGACCCACAUGAUGCCCCGCCUCUUUCUGCUCAUCCAGCUUUCCGAAGUAAAAGUCUCCUGGACAGUUCUGGCGUUAGCCCCAGGUUACCCCUUGGCCCAAAGGUACAUUCAACCCUCCCGUCUCCUGGUACUGGCAGCAUUGGCACUAACACUUUACCCGACGUUGAGGAAUCAGAUGCAGAUUCUUCAUACUGCUAUUCUGAUGAUAUACCCCUUCUCCAGCGUAGUGACGAUACUUUCUUCGACAAACCUGCUAAAGUGGCUGGUGUAAGUUUUGACGAUCUUGUUGAUCGACUCCUUGGACAGCAUAUGUCAAAGGCAGACAUCAACUUUUCAGAUAUCUUUCUAUGUCUCUAUCGAAAAUUUGCUGCUCCUGGUGAGCUAUUUGAUGCAGUUUUGGACCGACUACAGCGUAUAGCAGACGACAAAAACAUUCAUUAUUUAACACGAAUAUCAAAUCAACUUCGAAUAAUCACCGUGGUUGCUCAAUGGAUCAUAGGAUAUCCAGGAGACUUUGCAAGUCCUUCAACAAGCCGCAAGCUAGACGAGCUCAUAAGCCUUUUAGCUUCGGAUCCCGUUUUUGCUGCUGCUGCACAAGAAAUGCGGACACAAUUGCAAUCUCGUGUUGUAGAGGAUGAUGACACAGGCUGGGCCAGGACAGAUGCCGAUGUCGAUAACGAACAAGCUAAGGAGUCUGAAUCAGCCCCCGUUUCUCCUACAACUACCAGAACCGAUUCCAAAGGUGGAUAUGAAACAGAUGCGACCACAUUGGCACAAGACGAUGAUAUCAGUGACAUGGAGCAAAAGUUAUCUAGGGGGGAAUCUCUAGUCUCGGCUCGAGCUUCAUCUCAAUCAGACUUUGCUGCGCCUUCAUUUCUUGCAGUCGAAGACUACGAGAAGGAGGCUGCAAAGAUGACACCUAAAGGGAUUCUACCGUUAUCUAAAUUCAGAUAUCACAUGUUUAUGGAGAUAUCAGAUGAUGACCUUGCGGAUGAGAUGACAAGGAUAGAUUGGGUCAUGUUUUCUUCCAUACGCCUCCGAGAUUUGGUUCGACAUGUCAGCCUUUCACUCAACCAGAAGGAGAAAUGUAAAAGUCUCGCCAACGUAAAUCGCAUGAUAAAUCAUUUCAAUCAUAUUGCAAAAUGGGUUGCUAAUAUGAUAUUGAUGCGAGAUAAAGCCAAGCACAGAGCGCAGAUACUAGAGAAGUUUAUGACUAUAGCCUUGAAACUGCGGCAAUUGAAUAAUUACAAUGGACUUGCAGCUGUUCUGGCGGGAAUUAAUGGAACCGCGAUACAUCGCCUCACACAAACUCGAAACCUGGUCCCUGCGGAUGUCCAGAAACGCUUUGCUCGCCUAGUCUUGUUGAUGGGUACACAAAAGAGUCAUUUCGCAUACCGCCUGGCUUGGGAGAACUCUCCAUUACCUCGUAUUCCUUUCAUCCCCUUAACUCGGCGUGAUCUCGUCUCUGCUGAGGAAGGUAGUCGAACCUUCAUUGGCGCAAAUGGAGAUAGAAUUAAUUGGAAGAAAUUCGAGGUUCUUUCCGAGGUCAUUCUACCCAUUAUGAAGAGUCAAACUACACCAUAUCCGAACCUCACCAAAAAUGACCCGGUGCGGGAACUCAUUCUGGACUGUCUAAUUCCUACUGAUGAUGAGGCGAUAUAUCAACGAAGUCUACAUUUAGAAAGUGCAUCAGGAGCAGCAGAACCGGCGAUACUGGUUGGUAAAGAUUUCGUCACCACAGCGAUAUCUGGAGAUCCGCAUGCAUCAUUGGCGUGGGCAGGAGCUCUCACCAUUCUUCCUCUUCUGCUGAACCCCGCCACCCAAGACGAUGAUGCUCUCAAGGGUUUCGAGGAAAUUUGUCAUGUGCUUAUUCGAUCCGAAGGUAUCAACCGUAAAUUAUGGAAGGACCCACAAAGCAUACCCCUUUUCUCCAAACCAAAUGAACAAGGCACUACUUUCCAGUUGAUUCAUCAAUCGUUCCGAGAUUUCCUUCUUGAUCAACAACGAUCCUUAGAUCCAUUCUGGAUUUCCGAAAAAGAAGCUCAUAAAGAUGUUUUCCAUAAAUGUCUUAACAUCUUACUAAACAAGGCUUCGGAUGUUCAUAAUAGUGGCUUUAAGGGGCUAGGAGCUGGUAUAUCUAAGCACUUACUAACUGAGUAUGGACAUGUUCAGUAUGCCUGCCGCUAUUGGGUCAGCCACUUGCAGCACAGCGGACUCAGUAUUUCGGAUAACGAUGAGGUUCAUAUGUUUCUUCAGAGGUGCUUUAUACAAUAUUUAGAAGCCUUGAGUCAUAUAGGGGAGAUAUCGAAGGCUGUUGGCUUCAUAGGCGUAUUACAGUCACUCGUGGCGGUGGAAUCUAAGGCAACUAAGCUUUAUUCAUUUCUUCAAGACGCAACACGAUUUACCAUCAAAAAUAUUUCAAUUAUCGCUAAAUCGCCUAUCCAACUUUAUUCUUCGGCGCUCAUUUUUGCUCCUGAGGCAGGCCCAGGGGACCAAGUUCAAGACAUGGUAUUGGCAUUAUCUGGAGAUAAUAGGCUUUUAGCCUCAUCAUACAACUACGAGAAUAAUGUCACAGUUUGGGAUACGAUGACAAGUACCCCCCAGAGAAAACUGUACUGUUCUGAUGUUACAUCCCGCAUUAAAGCAGUUGCAUUCUCAAGAGAUGGUAAGCUACUAGCAACAUGCGCUUCUCCGCCCUUAUGGUGUCUUUACACUAGCAUUUUCAGCCGAGGGCGAGUGCCUUUGUUGAAUAUGCAGACCAAGGUCAUGAUCUGGCGCCUUUGCCAGAAAGAUAAAACGGAAUGGAAUAUUCAUUGGAUACAUGAGGAACUGUGUCAAGAAAUCUGGUCAGCAGCAUUCUUGUUUGGUGCUAAGCUGCGUUUGGCCAUUUCCGUGGACUCCUUUAUUAAGUUCUGGAGGUUUGAAGACGGAAAUUGGGUUCCUCAGAGACAAAUAGAGACUCACGAUUCCAACGUUCAAAUAUUGGUACUAUCGCCAGAUGGGAGACUGGCCGUAUCCGGCUGUAGUGAUGGGAAAAUGCAUGUUUGGAAUCUUACUACGUUAACUCCGACUCUCGAACAAACAUUAAACGCACACCCUUCCCAGAUCACCGCAAUGAUAUUCUCGGAAAAUAGCAAGCUCAAUAUGUUAGUGUUGGGAUCAUUGGAUGGCGUAGUUCGAUUCUGGGAUCCGGCCGUACCGACCCUUCAAGAGAACUCGGUGUCUCAUACUUGCAGUGUGGAUACCAUUAGAUUCUCUCCCGAUGGUAAGUUGAUAGCAUGUGGAUUUUCCGAUGGGACUGUUCAGCUUUGGGGCCCUGAUAGGUGGACCCUGCAACAGACACUGAAAUACCCAUCUGAAAGCUUUAAAGUAUUGGAGUUUUCAAAAGAUGGUAACAAGUUUGUCUUGGGAUCUGCAGGUUUACCUAUUGAAAUGUGGCAACGUUCUUCGUGUAACGCUAUCAAUCUUUGGGACACUGCUACUGCACUGAAUAACUCUAAACAAACUCUGGAGUGCUCAUUUGACCUAACAGAUGUAUUAGCACUGUCUUCAAACGGCCAAGUAGUAGCAUCGGUUGUGAAAAAUAAUAAUAUUGAUAUCUGGUGUCAUGUUACACAACACGAUCCUGCCUGGGUUUAUAGACAGACACUGACGGGUUAUUCUGGAUCGGUCUGCUCGAUGGCAUUCUCAACCGACGGCAGCAUACUAAUAACUGGCUCCGCGGACAGAUGUAUCCAGAUAUGGUGUUCUACUAUGGAGGAGCCAAAACGAUGGAGAGUAGUGCAAACCCUGUCGGACGGCAUCCAAGAGCUAUUAACGGCAGUGGCAAUCUCAUCAGAUGGUAGCAUAACAAUGGCAGUUUCCAGGGGCAUGGACACAAACAUCUGGCAUCGCAUCGAAGAACACCAAUCUAGAUGGGUUGCUCUAAACACAUUACCAAUUCACGAGAACUUUGAACGUGGCAGCCUAGCAGUGCUGUCGCCCGAUGGUAGAAGUAUUGCGGCAGUUUCUGAUAAUGGACACAUCAAAUUAUGGGAUACAGCCUCAGGAAAAAUUAUUCGAAUUUCGAUUUGA
Molecule: messenger RNA, 5340 nt
Organism: Sclerotinia borealis F-4128
Lineage: Eukaryota; Fungi; Ascomycota; Leotiomycetes; Helotiales; Sclerotiniaceae
Source: the annotation of a GenBank genome assembly